Messenger RNA from Gastrolobium bilobum, 1449 nucleotides. Its product is annotated as type I inositol polyphosphate 5-phosphatase 8-like. NCBI's taxonomy places the organism in Eukaryota, Viridiplantae, Streptophyta, Magnoliopsida, Fabales, Fabaceae. Gene Ontology annotation, biological process: phosphatidylinositol dephosphorylation. The coding region runs from base 88 to 1449 and encodes 453 amino acids. Gene Ontology annotation, molecular function: phosphatidylinositol-3,4,5-trisphosphate 5-phosphatase activity; phosphatidylinositol-4,5-bisphosphate 5-phosphatase activity; inositol-polyphosphate 5-phosphatase activity. The transcript is spliced from 9 exons. The record is from RefSeq and is a predicted model, not a curated record.
AUUAAAUCUCCGCCACCUGCGUUCCCAUGCCAUUUUUUUUUCUUGAUCAUUUGUUGUUGUGUGAUUUGGUUCAGUUAGAGAAGAGCAAUGAGAACAGAGUUGAAGAAGAUAUCCAAGUCUUCGUGGCAGAAAUUUGAUGUAAGGAAUUGCCUCAAUAUAAAGAGUAGCGAUGACAAGUUUCACUCAGAUUAUUCAAUUGCAGAGGGGUGGUUGAUGGAUUCUACAAACGAAUUACCUGGGAAGGAAGCACCACAUGUCACUGACCAUGUCACGUUCACCCUUAGGAUGUUCGUUGGAACGUGGAAUGUGGGAGGGAAAUCGCCAAACGAGGGAGUGAACUUAAGGGAUUGGUUGAUGUUGCCUUCGCCAGCUGAUAUCUAUGUCAUAGGGUUCCAAGAAAUCAUACCUCUAAGUGCAGGGAACGUGCUUGGGCCAGAAGACAGUGGGCCAGCAGCGAAAUGGCUGAACCUUAUUGGUCAAGCCUUGAACACUAACGAUGGCACCAACAAUACCAAUGGUGAACCAGACCAACAAGGAAGCUUAAAGCCUAGGUUGAGUUUUUUGAAUAUCCUCUCUAACGCAAGUGAGAAGCAACACUAUUAUCUAGCAUCAAGCAAGCAAAUGGUGGGUAUCUUCUUGUGUGUGUGGGUACGAUCGGAACUUUACAAGCACAUUAGCAUAUUAAAGGUGUCCUGCGUUGGUAGAGGCAUCAUGGGCUAUCUAGGAAACAAGGGUUCAGUAUCAAUAAGCAUGACAUUGUACCACACCAUGUUCUGCUUCGUUUGUACUCACUUGGCCUCGGGAGAGAAAGAUGGUGAUGAGGUGCGGAGGAAUUUGGACGUCUCAGAAAUCUUGAAGAAAACCAAAUUUUCUCACUCAUUUAAAGCUUUUGGUCAUCCAUUCCCUCCUGAAAGCAUACUGGAACAUGAUAAGAUUAUUUGGCUUGGGGAUUUGAAUUAUCGGUUUGCUGCUGGUUACGAUGAUACACACGAGUUACUGAAGAAGAGUGAUUGGCAGGCACUAUUAGAGAAGGAUCAGCUAAGGAUAGAACAAAAAGCUGGUCGAGUAUUCAAAGAGUGGAAGGAAGGGAAGAUAUAUUUUGCUCCUACUUACAAAUACUUAUUCAAUUCUGACCAAUAUGUAGCCCAAACCUCCAAGUCCAAGGAAAAACGACGGACUCCGGCUUGGUGUGAUCGAAUAUUGUGGAAAGGGGAAGGCCUAGAGCAGUUAUGGUAUGUGAGGGGAGAGUCCAAAUUCUCGGACCACAGGCCUGUGUAUUCACUAUUCAACGUUCAAAUGCACUUGACAUGUUGCAAGACACUAACUCCCUCUAGAACCUUCACAAAUGCUACCUUGUCAUCAUGUUGCGCGGCUAAAGUUCAAGCAGAGGAGCAGCUAUUGUUACUAACCAGGGCACAUAGUUGCAUAGACACCGCACCUGGGUUCUGA